AUGCCGUUCCCGCCCGCGCCGCCGCCGCCGCCCACCCCGGCCCCGGGGGUCCCCGCCGCGCGCCCGCCGCCCCGGAAGCCCGGCGCCCCGCGCAAGGCGGCGGCGCCCGCCUGCGCCCCGCCCGGACCCUCGCCGCCCGCCGCGGCCGCCGAAAAGAAGAGGCGGCCUCCCGAGCGGCCCCCGGGGCCGCUGUCCAGCUCCUGGCCCUCCGCCACCCUGAAGCGGCCGCCGGCCCGCCGCGCCCCCGGCCCGGCAUCCCCGCGCGCCCCGGCCCCGUGCGCGUCCCGGCCGGCCGGUUCCGGCGACAGCCCCGCGGGGACCGCGGCCUCGGGGGCGCGGACCGCCGCCUCGGGCGCCGGGCCCGACGCCGCCCUGCGCUUCUCGCUGAGCCUCACGCCCGAGGCCGUGCUGGUCAUCCAGCGGCGCCACCUGGAGAGGCAGCUGCUGGCUCGGCCCCGGCGGGCGCCCCCAGCCGACGCCGGGCGCCCGCCCGCCGCCUGCCCCCGGGCCGCGCGCCUCGGCCGUCUGGCCCCGCCGCCCCCGCCCGCCCCCGGCCCGCGGCCCGCCGACCUGCGCUCGCUGCUCAAGGUGUCGCUGCUCAACGAGCGGCACAAGUACGACGACGUGGAGUACGAGGAGGAGGCCGCGACCGCCGACGAGGGCCUGGUGCGCAAGUGCACCGAGUGGCUGCGCGGCGUGGAGUCGGCGGCCGCCGCGCGCGACCGGGCGGGGCCCCUGGACGCGCUGCCGCACCUGAGCUCGCUGUGA
Budorcas taxicolor (takin) is the source of this 768-nucleotide messenger RNA. It is a transcript of the gene PRR18, whose product is annotated as proline rich 18. Bases 1 to 768 code for a protein of 255 amino acids. Lineage: Eukaryota; Metazoa; Chordata; Mammalia; Artiodactyla; Bovidae. The record is from RefSeq and is a predicted model, not a curated record. The transcript has a single exon.